CGGAAUAUGGUUACGUGAAGGCGGGAAUAUAUAUACUCUUUGGGCGGGAUCCGUUUGACGUAAAGAGAAAUGAGUAGUGAGUGGGGGUGGAUUGUGUGUAACUACAACAUGCGUAUGUGCGGGGAGCAAUAGCAUUUGACCCUAUUUGUUGUGAAUGGAAGAAAGUAAUCAUUUGUUAGAUCGUGUAAAUAAAUAUAGUAAGUAAACAAAAGUAGAAAAUGGGAGAAUCAGAUAACAUUGAAGACGUAGGUUAUCUUCAAGAUAUUAUUAGCUACAUUUUUGAUGAGAAGAAAAUUGUUACAUAUAAAUGGAUAAGCAACGUCCUUAGUAUUCAUGUCAAUCGAGCAAAACAACUGCUCUUCACUUUUAUAAAGCAUAUAUCAGAAGAACGUUUGAAAGAAUUACAAGUAACGUACCUUGUUGGAGGAAUUCUUCCCAAUGAUAGAGGAUGUCGUUUGCAAGUUGUUUCAGAAGACAAUUUGGAGAAAGUUAAAGCACAAUUUAAAGUGAUAACUUCUGAACACAUUUACAGUGUGUCUCUUAAAACUUGCUUGGUGGACUUGCAAAAUCUUUGUUCUGUUGAUGGUGUGAAAGACAGUGAAGUAGGAAGGCAUGGAGCAGUAAAAUGUCUCAAAAGUAUAUCAAGAACAUCUCAAGAAAAUGCUUCUAAACGUCAAGGAGCUUAUAAGUGUGUUGAAGAUGACAAAAAAUGGCCUACUGCACAAGCAAAGACAGAGAAAGAAACAUCAACGGGAAGUAAUGGAAAGAAAUCUGCUAAAGCUAAUGGAAUUUCUGCUAUGUUUGCUGCCCAAAAUGGCAAAAAGAAAGUUGAAGAUACCUCUCCUAAGAAACCAGAUGUGAAAAGUGCAGAAAAACCCAGCCCAGAAAAGAAAGUUCCUGCACCAAAAAAUUCUUCAAAAGGUGGCAAACCUCCAGCCAACAGGCUUGCUGCUAUGUUUUCUGCCCAGAACACAAAACCAAAGACAGCAAAGAAAGAUGUGCAAGAAGAAGAUAAGCCCAAAACCAAUAAUGAAAAUUCUGAAAAAGACCUGAAAGAUACCAAAAAUAAUUCAAAAUUAGAAGAAAAGCAUGAGAAGAAUACAGAUAGUAAGAAUACUCAGGAAAAGUCCUCUAAGACAAAUACAAAAUCAGCAAGUAAAAAGUCUAAACAAAAGAAAAGGAAAGCUAGUGAUAAUCAAGAAAAAAGCAAAAAAAGGAAACGUAUUGUGAUGAUGGAUGAUUCAGAUUCAAGUGAUGAUGAUAUAUUUGGAAGUGAUAAAGAUGAUGAUGAAGAAGAAGAAGAUAAAUCUUUACAGCUACCUCCUGAGAACGAAGAAGAAGAAAUUGAAAAACCAACAGAAGUUGCUCCACCCAAGGACUCAGAUCCCUCGGAACCAGAUGCAAAUGUCCAUCAUGCUCGUAAACGUCAUUUAGUGGACACAACUUUUAUGGAUGAAGAGGGAUACAUGGUGACCAAAAAAGUGUACGAGUAUGUAAGCUGCGAUGAAAGUGGCAGUGAAGGGGAGAAGGAAAACGAAAAAGCUUCAAAAUCCAAGAACAAUAAGACAGAAAGUGAAUCCAAGGACAAAGAGUCAGAAUCGGAACCCAAGAAAUUGAAGGCAGACAAACAGACACCCAAAACAGUUCAAGGUCCACAAAAAUCUCUAAAAAAUAGUAAUCAAAAAAAGAACUCUUCACCUGAGAAAAAGAAACAAGCCACAUUGAUGAACUUUUUCAAACGUAAUUAGGACUUCUGUGGUACUAAUUUCCACCGAUUAGAAUUUGAUGGCACCAAUUCAGAACACCUUUCCUAGAAAGUGAACAUCUUUGCUGUCACAAAAUUUUCUUAUGAUAUAAAUAAUUUUCUUUUGAUGUUUAAGAAUGAAUUAAAUUUUAACAAUCUCAUUGGAUGUAAAUUAAAAUUUUUAAAUUUCUUUGAGGUUCCAGCCAUUGUUAUAAAUAAAUGUAAUUAUUCUUGUAAUUAUUAUUUAAUUACUAUUUUAACCUAGUUCCAUUUCGUACAUUGUGUUUAAUAAUACCAUUUAUGAAUGAAAUGUUCUAAACUAUCAUAAAUCAAUCUUUAAUCAAUUGUAAGUUACUAAUGUACUAUAUAGUAAUUUGUAACAUAAUUUCCUGCAUCCUGCAAAUCUAUCAUGAAUUUGGUCAACUGAAGCGAGAUAGAAACUUCAUGUUCUUCACUUAUAACUUCUUGUUUAUGGCUCCCCUAAAUUGAUUUUGAUUGUCAACUCUAGGUUUUGUGCGGUGGCCUGGGACAAAAAGUUAUAAUAGUGUAUUUAUUACUUUCUUACUAUUGCUUAGGCAGAGUAGAGAAACUCAUUUCUGUCUUGGACUCCCUCAUCAUUUGUUGCUAGGCAGCCGCAUAAUGUCAAUAGAACUUGAUGUGGCAUUUAGCACUAUUUUAAAUUAUUUAUACCAUUUUAUUCCACAUGUUAAUUGCAUCUGCAACAGAUUUUGUUUUAUUUAAUCUGUAUUCCAAUUUUAAAUUGGAAUAUAGAAUGGGUGCAAAGGCCCAUAGCUAUUGAAGCACCCUUUAAAAUUCAGUCAAUUUUUCUCAAGGGAGGGACUAAAAGUAUAGUGUCCACCUGACAUGAUACUUGCCAAUAAAGAAUGUUUAAUGUAAAAUGUAUUUUUAUUUUAUAAAUAUUUACAAUGUUCACAAUUAAUAUAUUGAAUUACUUGUGUUAGUACAGCAAAUUAGUAAAAGC
Messenger RNA from Gryllus bimaculatus (two-spotted cricket), 2726 nucleotides. The record is from the annotation of a GenBank genome assembly. NCBI's taxonomy places the organism in Eukaryota, Metazoa, Arthropoda, Insecta, Orthoptera, Gryllidae.